Phycodurus eques (leafy seadragon) is the source of this 1366-nucleotide messenger RNA. It is a transcript of the gene polr2c, whose product is annotated as RNA polymerase II subunit C. Gene Ontology annotation, molecular function: DNA-directed RNA polymerase activity; protein dimerization activity. The record is from RefSeq and is a predicted model, not a curated record. Lineage: Eukaryota; Metazoa; Chordata; Actinopteri; Syngnathiformes; Syngnathidae. Gene Ontology annotation, biological process: DNA-templated transcription. The coding region runs from base 78 to 905 and encodes 275 amino acids. Gene Ontology annotation, cellular component: RNA polymerase II, core complex. The transcript has a single exon.
AACACACGAAGGCGACGAGCUAACAACAAAGCGCUCGUGGAAAAUUGCGCCACGCUGAGACCGAUUUCUCCGCUACGAUGCCUUACGCUAACCAACCCACGGUAAAAAUCACGGAACUUACCGAUGAAAAUGUCAAGUUUGUCAUUGAGAAUACCGAUUUGGCGGUGACCAAUUCUAUUCGACGUGUCUUCAUGUCGGAGGUCCCGACAGUCGCAAUUGACUGGAUCCAGAUUGACGCCAACUCGUCAGUGCUGCACGACGAGUUCAUCGCGCACAGAGUCGGUCUCAUCCCGCUCACCAGUGACGACAUUGUGGAAAAAAUGCAGUACUCCAGGGAUUGCACCUGCGACGAGUUCUGCCCGGAGUGCUCCGUUGAGUUGACACUGGAUGUCCGUUGUACCGACGAAAAGACGCGCAACGUCACCUCCCGCGACCUGUUGUCCAACAACCACAGGGUCAUCCCGGUGACGUCCAGGAGUCGCGACAACGAUCCCAACGACUACGCCGAACGAAAUGAAAUUUUGCUGGUCAAGCUUCGCAAAGGCCAGGAACUGCGACUGAGAGCCUACGCCAAGAAAGGAUUCGGCAAGGAGCACGCCAAGUGGAACCCGACAGCGGGAGUGGCCUUCGAAUAUGACCCGGACAAUGCCCUGAGGCACACCGUCUACCCCAGACCCGAGGAAUGGCCCAAGAGUGAAUAUUCUGAAAUUGAGGAGGAUGAGGUGCAGGCUCCCUACGACCCGAACGGAAAGCCAGAAAGGUUCUACUACAACGUGGAGUCUUGCGGUUCCCUCCGACCCGAGACCAUUGUCAUGUCCGCACUGGCUGUCCUCAAGAAGAAGCUGAGCGACCUACAGACACAACUCAACCAUGAAAUCCAGAGUGAUGUGCUCACCAUCAACUGAAGGAAGUCACCAACUUAAAGAUCUCCUUCAGGGACCUGGAUACCGAUCAUGGACAUUCAGUCUUUACUGCAGCUAGUGUACUAGCGUGUCAAUGGCCCAACAACAUGUUGGAUGAAUACUUUGUUCAAAUGUUUCCUUACAUUUUAAAUAGUGUAAUAAAAAAAGUCAAAUAAUUUUGACUGUGGAUGUAUGGUAUAGAUUAUGUGCAAAACCACCAUACCAUGUUGACCUAAUGGCAAAUGUCCACAAUUUAGACAACAGCAACAGCCCAAGGUGGUGAGUGUUCUGUUAAAAAAAAAAAAAAGACCCAAAUUAUUGAGAUGAAUCUGUUAAAAGUCAAUGUUCUUUUGUGCGUUUAGUGAAACUAUGAGUAAACGUUUCAAAAUCCCGGACAAGCUACUCAAUUGCACCACAAGUUGGUGCUUCAAGGGCAUGUUUGGAGAAAUAUGUCACGUUUGAGA